This is a messenger RNA of Ceratosolen solmsi marchali, 3654 nucleotides long. It is a transcript of the gene sima, whose product is annotated as HIF-1 transcription factor component sima. Bases 56 to 3295 code for a protein of 1079 amino acids. The transcript is spliced from 14 exons. Gene Ontology annotation, cellular component: nucleus; transcription regulator complex; cytoplasm. Lineage: Eukaryota; Metazoa; Arthropoda; Insecta; Hymenoptera; Agaonidae. The record is from RefSeq and is a predicted model, not a curated record. Gene Ontology annotation, molecular function: protein dimerization activity; RNA polymerase II transcription regulatory region sequence-specific DNA binding; DNA-binding transcription factor activity, RNA polymerase II-specific. Gene Ontology annotation, biological process: cellular response to hypoxia; regulation of transcription by RNA polymerase II.
AUCCUUUUACUGUGGGCGUGUUUCUGAUUUUAAUUCAAGUUCAGGUUGUGGGAAGAUGAUGUCUGGACCCGUGGAUGUCGAAGAUCUUGGAAAUUUCUAUGGUUUGACAAAUCAACUUCAAUCGAACAUUUAUCCAUUUCCAUAUAAGAGCUGUGUUUACGGGCACCAGCAGCAACAAUCCCCUGGAUAUUAUGAAUCGACCAGUCUUGAGAAUGCCGUAAUCGCCUACUGUACAGACAGCAAGUGGAUAUCAUGUCCGGUGGCGAAUUAUUGUCCUCUCUAUGAGGCUUCACCCUUGCAAUCAUUGCAGAUACUUCCGUGCGUUCGAGAUGUUUGCGGCUAUUAUACAGCCGAGGAUGACAUUCUCGAGGAAUUUCUGAGUAACGAAAAGCGGAAGGAAAAAUCGCGUGAUGCAGCGCGAUGCCGACGUAGUCGUGAGACAGAUAUCUUUACGGAACUUGCAGCGGCUCUUCCGGUGUCGCCUUGCGAAGCUGCACACCUUGACAAGGCCAGUGUCAUGAGGCUCGCCAUUGCUUACCUUAAGGCCCGCACUCUUAUGGAUGCAUUUCCAAAGCUACCAAGUAAAUCAGAGAGCUCGCCGGAGAUAGAUGAAUUGUUUCUUAAAGCUUUGGAUGGCUUUAUACUUAUAUUAGAUAACAAUGGUGAUAUGGUUUAUCUUUCUCAAAACGUUAAAGAUCACCUCGGAAUAUCUCAGAUGGAUUUAAUGGGUCAAAGUGUCUUUGAUUACAGUCAUCCAUGUGAUCACGAUGAAAUUAGGGAUUCCUUUUCAUUGAAAGCAUCCGAAAUCAAUAUUGAUCAUCCUUGCAACUUUUUUUUGAGAUUAAAAUGCACACUUACCAGUAAAGGUCGAAAAGUUAAUCUCAAAAGUGCAUCUUAUAAGGUAAUACACUGCAUGGGUCGCUUAAUAGCACUAUUGAAUACCAGUAAAAAUGAAAACACGAGUACGAGAGAUUUGGAAAAUCAAGAGGAAAAUGAUGAAAAACAACCAGGCAUAUUUCUCGUUGUCGUCGCCUCACCAGUACCCCAUCCCAGUAAUAUCGAAAUACCUUUAGGCAAAUAUACCUUUUUGUCGAAACAUAAUCUCAAUAUGAAGUUUACCUACGCCGAUGAUAAAUUGGCGGAAUUUCUUGGCUGGGAAAGCAAUGAAUUAAUAGGGCAAUCUGUUUUUGAUUUCCAUCAUGCUCUUGAUAAUUUAUCCCUGGACAAAUAUUUUAAAUCAUUGUUCAGCAAAGGACAAUGCGAGACAAUGGCCUACCGCUUUCUGAAUAAGAGCGGCGGCUAUGCUUGGGUUGUUACCCAAGCAACACUUAUUCACUGCUCAAGGUUACAGAAGCCGCUAUCCGUUGUUUGUGUCAACUACUUACUAAGCGGCAUCGAGCGCAAGGAUGAGGUCUACAGUCUUCGCCAACUGGAGGUGCGUGACUCUCGGCUAAAAGACGAUCGGAAAGAGAACACAGCGACACCUCAACCACGAGCUCAGGUCUUAGAAUCGAGCAAGCCCGUCGCCGACAAGCCCAUCUCUGUCACGGCGUCUCUAUUCCGCUACCAGGAGCGAACCAAACCCCAGCAGGCAGUCAGACUGAAACUCGACGACAAGGAAAACGAUAUCAAUGAUGUUAAGGUCAAUGUGAACUCACCAGUGUGUGAAGUGGAACUCAAACAGCAGUUGCCGCCUGUCUAUAUAACUUCAUCGAUUCCGGAUUCACCUAUCUACCAAACACCAAUUAGUAACAAUAGCAGCAGACCUCCACCACAAACCGCGACCGCGAGUAUCUUUGCGCCUCGUACUAAGGAUAUGAACAAGGGCUUCCUCACUUUCAGCGAAGACCAACCAGGCCUCACCAUGUUAAAGGAUGAGCCUGAAGACUUGACACACCUUGCACCUACUGCGGGAGACGUGUGCGUGCCCCUCGAAGAUCCACCUUUCUUGAGCGAUAUGCUCGACGAGUUCAUUCUGCACACAAACUAUUGUCCGCUACUAAGUCCCGAACUGCCGUCUGGCACUCCGGAACUUACUGAAUCCGUCUGUAACGGUCCUGUGAUCUCCAACAUCCCCUGUCAAAACAAGGAACCUGAACAAGCGAUACUUGGCGAAUCAAUGAGAAGGAACAAAUUUUGUUCAACUGACAGCGGCGAUCCCUUCAUUUAUAGAGACUCGCCCAGUCGCUGUAGUCUCACCACGGAUCUUCACUCGCCGACGCUAUCCAAAAGCCCGGAAGGCAGUGGUGCCGGUGAUUCUUUGAGUAGUCCGAACGGUAGCGGAGAUAGUGGCCUUUUCGAAGACGAGAUGUUAAUGCUGAGCAUCAGCGAUGUCAUGGCUGAUGACGAGCUGACACUGCGAGCUCCAUAUAUACCGAUGUCCGACCAAGACGAAGCUCUACAAUUACUUAUCAGUGACGACAUGGUUAUGUGGAGUCCAAGUCAAUCCACUGAUAAAAAGUCUAAAUGGUUAACGGAUACGGGCGAAGACAAUGCAAAUUCCAGUUUAGCUCAGUUACUAACUAGUGAAAUAAGUUCAAAGAAGAUUAAGGAUCGUGAAGAAACUCUCGUUAAUCCAACACAUGGCCUAGGACAAAUUAAUUUAAAAAAUACUACAAAGAACAUCACUGCCGAUCGAGAACGCACAAAUAAACGCGUGCACACAUUCUGCAAUAAGUCCAAUCAUGAAAUUAAACGUAUUAAGCACAAUGAUAGCAAUAUCACCAAUAAUAAUAAUCUCUCCAGUCUCGAAAGUAUUCUGUCCGUGUCAAUUGAAAACAGCCCACUGCUUCAGCAAUUGGCUUCCCAACAGGCUACAAAAAACCGAAAUUGGCAGAAUCAGGUGACAUUGGACACAUGGAGUCGAAAUGGCAAUAACAUCUACGAGGACUCAAGUCUCUGCCGAAUACAAAACUUACAUAAAAUCAUCAUUGAGGAUGAUGGAGGUGGGAAAACAAAGUCACAUCAACAUCAGCAUCAGUUACAACAACAACAAUCAAACAGCGUUCUGAUGAAUUUGCUAGUUUCCGGCUGCGACGUCCAAGAUCUUGAGAGUCAGUUCGAUGAGAGGAUGUCGGGAAAUCAUCAAAAACCUUCGAACCUACAGAUAUACAUCGAAGAGCAACUCCAACAUGUACCCCAAUGGUCGAACAGUACGCCAAACUUUGGCUCCAGUAAGCGUCAAAAAGUUUACGAGCCUAUAAAUUAUGAGGAGGAACUCGGCUUCAUAAGUACUGCAAGCAUUGUACACGAGAGUGACGAGCUCCUGCGUACCCUCGAACCCAAUCUUGCUUGAUACGAGUUAAAGAUUUAGGCAAGAUGUAAACAGGUUGAGUUAUGAGGAGGGUGGGGGGAUAUGAAUGUAUAUGCAAAGUAAAUAUAGAAUGACUGGGUGACAAUGAUAAUUCUCUUAUGAGGCCUUUCACGAAAUCGUUUGUUACUAAUUGUGAAUAUACAUAUGUAAAUAGAGAUACACUUGUCGAAGAAAAAGGGAGGCUGGCAAUACGGAGAAAAUACCACGUUCUUAUACGUUUGUGGAAUUGUUUGCCAUUGCAAUUUAUAUGAUCUAUGCGAAUAUCCAUAUUUUAUACAAAGAUAUGUAUUACUUUAUCUUGAGAUAAAAUAUUCUGAGUGAUUUUUGCUACUAAACCAAAA